Molecule: messenger RNA, 210 nt
Organism: Sphenostylis stenocarpa
Lineage: Eukaryota; Viridiplantae; Streptophyta; Magnoliopsida; Fabales; Fabaceae
Source: the annotation of a GenBank genome assembly
AUGAGCUUUUGUUUGGGCAAUCUCUUCGACAUAGCAUCAGUGUCUCAAGUUCCCGCAUAUGAAAGAGUUUUCCUAGUUAUUCUCCUCUCCUUAAGUCGCGAAAUGGCUUUAGCUGUCUGCUUUACUUACCGAAACUCGCCCCCUUAUCGCCGCAUUAUCCUCUAUACACCCGCUGAAGCGAACCCUCUUCUUUUGAAAGAGCCAAGCUAA